AUGGCGCCCCUCGACUCCAUUCCCAUCUCCAAAGAUGCCCUCUCCGCCCACCAACCCAUAGUAAUUUCUGGUCCUUCGGGCGCCGGUAAAUCCACUAUCCUCAAGCGCCUUUUCGACGAGUUCCCAGGCAAAUUCGGCUUCAGCAUAUCGCACACGACGCGCGGGCCCAGGGGAACCGAGCAAGAUGGCAAGGAGUACUACUUUGUAACCAAGGAGGAGUUUUUGGAGUUGAUAGAGAAGAAGGGGUUUGUGGAGCAUGCACAGUUUGGAGGCAAUCACUAUGGUACGAGUAUCAAGGCUGUGAAUGAUAUUGCGGAGAGGGGUCAGGUUUGUAUUUUGGACAUCGAGAUGGAGGGCGUUAAGCAAGUCGCGAACCAUCCUACAUUCCCUCGCCCACGGUUCCUCUUCCUGCAACCGCCGUCUAUGGAGAUCCUGGAGGAACGAUUGAGAAGUCGCGCAACGGACAAGGAGGAGGCUAUCUUGAAGAGGCUCAACCAAGCGAAGGUCGAGAUGGAGUUCGCGCAUAGUGGACAGGCACCACAUGACAAGAUCGUGAUCAACGACGACUUGGACAAGGCAUACAAGGAAGUCAAGGAGUUUGUCGUUGGCACUGAGGCAUAA
Messenger RNA from Alternaria atra, 621 nucleotides. RefSeq lists its product as uncharacterized. The transcript is spliced from 2 exons. The record is from RefSeq and is a predicted model, not a curated record. Gene Ontology annotation, biological process: purine nucleotide metabolic process. Lineage: Eukaryota; Fungi; Ascomycota; Dothideomycetes; Pleosporales; Pleosporaceae. Gene Ontology annotation, cellular component: cytosol. Gene Ontology annotation, molecular function: GMP kinase activity. Bases 1 to 621 code for a protein of 206 amino acids.